Prosopis cineraria is the source of this 1380-nucleotide messenger RNA. RefSeq names its product mitochondrial import inner membrane translocase subunit TIM14-1. The transcript has 7 exons. The record is from RefSeq and is a predicted model, not a curated record. Lineage: Eukaryota; Viridiplantae; Streptophyta; Magnoliopsida; Fabales; Fabaceae. Gene Ontology annotation, molecular function: ATPase activator activity. Bases 467 to 805 code for a protein of 112 amino acids. Gene Ontology annotation, cellular component: PAM complex, Tim23 associated import motor. Gene Ontology annotation, biological process: protein import into mitochondrial matrix.
ACAAUCACGAUGCUGCUGCUGCAAUUGUUCGUUCGAAUCUGUUAGAAGAUUGUUGCCCAAAAAAAAAAAAAAGAAUCUGUUAGAAGAUCUGGAUAAACUUAAUAACUAGUCUCGGAGUCUCACACUUCGAAGUGUUAGAAGCAUCCAGAAGAGCUGAAUGCAAUCCCAUAGAUUCUUCCCAACCCUUCAGGUUUCAUAAAGAUGUACGGGUCGGAGUAGCUUCUAGCCAGUGCUAUGAUCUAAUAAUCUAUUUUAUGCACAUUGAAAUGAAUGUAUCGAAGUAUCCUCAGUCUGUCAAACUUGGUUCUCUAUAGAUAGAUCAAAUCAAUGAAUCAUAGAGGCAGAGAAAACGAGGGGGCCGCUCAAAGGUCAAGUGCUAUUGCCCUUUUUUUGGGUUGAGAUUUUGCAGUGCAAAGCUAGCCAUUGAGGUAGCUUCAAAAAGCACUGGUAUUCAAAGCUCCAAUUUAUGGCUACACCAUUUUUGGCUGGCCUUGCUGUGGCUGCUGCAGCUCUUGCUGGUAGGUAUGGCAUUCAAGCUUGGCAAGCUUUCAAGGCACGGCCCCCAAAACCCAGAAUACGGAAGUUCUAUGAAGGUGGUUUCCAGCCAACUAUGACAAGAAGAGAAGCAGCUCUAAUUUUGGGUAUCAGGGAAAAUGCUACUCCAGACAAGGUGAAGGAAGCACAUAGAAAGGUAAUGGUGGCAAACCAUCCUGAUGCAGGUGGCAGUCAUUAUCUCGCUUCCAAAAUAAAUGAAGCCAAGGACGUGAUGCUCGGCAAGACAAAGGGCAGUGGAUCUGCAUUUUAACACGGCUUCCAACCGUCGUGUUCUCGAACACGUCAUUACUAAGGUCACCAGAAGAUGUCCAGUGCCAGAGAAAGGCUGAAUUUACGCUGCACAUCAAGGAGAAUGGUUCCAAGUGUUAAUGCUCUUGUCAAAAAUUAAAGAGUUGGAAAAAAUAAAAAAAGAAAUAAUGCAUAUCCCUUGACGAAUAUAUCUGUUAGUAACUCUGAAAUUCAGAAAUUGUUUCUUCAGACUCACGCCCUCAUCAGUUUCCAUUUCAAGCAUUCUAACCAUUUUUCCUUAAUUGAGAUGCUCAUUUAUACAUGCCUCUAUUGGUUUGAGCAAGAUUUUUGGUAGGGCAUUGUGCGAUUAGUGUAGAGAAGUUCAAGAAGUUAAGCCUAGUUAGAGAGUUGGCAGAUGGCUUACGGCUGGAGCUCUAUCCAAGAAUUUUCUUAUGAUUUGUUUUCAUAUUUUAAUUGGAGUUUUCAUCAUUACGCUUACACAAAGUAAACAAGUGCGCAACUCCAAUAUCAAAAGUUGUCAUCAAUUGGCAUUUCCUACUUGAGAAAAAAGUUGUUAUUAAUUGUUUGUUUUUCUAA